UCGAAUCGGUAUAGAGCCGCAGAAAAUGGCUGCCAUCGUACAGUGAAAAUUUCAUUGUUCAGUUUUAUGGCAGUUACAGGACACUAAAGAAAUAAUUUCACCAAAAAAUCUAAUUCAAUGUAAAUUAAAGACACCAAAGACUCACCAUGUGUGUUUCAUGGCAACAGAGUAAUAAUUUGUUAUCUUACGUUUCAAACACAUUAUUUUCUGUAGAUUAAUUUUAAGUAAAAUAAUGGGCCUAUUUUUAGUAAUUUAAUUUUACUAUUUUGAUUUUUAUUUGGUCUAGUUUAUACUACUACUUGUAUUACUACUACUAAUUAAUUUAGGUAAAAUUGCUUGAACAAAAUAUGUUCAGUUAAGGCUAAGGCUUGAAAUGAAGACAGUACAAUAAUGAUCAAAAGGAUGUUUCAAGUUUCAGCUGGUGCUAGAUAAGGCCAAUAAGGGUGACCAAAUGAUCAUGAACUGGAAAAAACGGGAUACACCCAAGGAGGGUUCGAGGGGGGGGGGUAUACCCUCCAGCUUAAGUGGGGUCCAGGGGUCUCCACCGGAAACUGUUUUUUGAAAUAUGCUCAUUUUAACUAUGAGACCUAGAAAUCUUUUUAAAUUUACCUUCAGUUUUUUAAUUUGAUUUAAACUCUGAAGCAUAUCAUAAACAAAAACAAUAAUUUUGGGACACAGUCUUGUAUGCAUCGUCGGCAGAGUUGUGGGGGGGGGGGGAAAGGUGCAGCCAUCACCCGACCCCUAAUUUACCUUCAGUUUUUUAAUUUGAUUUAAACUCUGAAGCAUAUCAUAAACAAAAACAAUAAUUUUGGGACACAGUCUUGUAUGCAUCGUCGGCAGAGUUGUGGGGGGGGGGGAACAGUGCAGCCAUCACCCGAGCCCAUAUCACUACAGGACUACAGGCACUGGCCACAUAGCUAGCCAAAAUAUUAAUUGAAGUUAUAUUAUAAAUUAGGAAGUUUUAGUGAUUUGAAAAUGUGUACUGUUUUAGAAACGGGACAUUUACGGGAUGUUUGGUCACCCUCUAAGCUAGAUUGACUUCUUCAGCAGACAAUACAAAAGGAGAAACAAAAGAUAAUUAGAAACAUAACUAUAACUAAAACGUUCUUUUAAUUGUCCUGUAUUUUCAUUUCAGGCCUAAACAUAUCUUGUUUGGUAAAUUUUCUCUCUCUGGUGCUGGUACACCUGUUUCCCCAUUUAAAAGCCAAGAGUAAAAACUUAAUUUUAUAGGGAACUUAAAAAACUUGAAGGUAGAAAUACUUGAAAUAGGUUAACUUUACUGAUUAAUAACUUUCUUUAAAAAACUGUAAUGUAGGUACUUUGACACAAAAUUUAAAUAUUGUCUGAUUGCCAUGAAUGAUACAUCAUUUUAAAGGGCUAGUUGUAAGCUUUACAACAACACCAAUUUCAUCUUUCUAUCUUUUAUAGAAGUGGAGUUAUGAUUUUUUUAGUCAAAUUUUUUUGCCCCUUAUAUAAUCUAUAUAUUUUACCCCCAAAACGUGUGACCCAAAUUUCACAUUUCUGCAUAAUUUUGCCCACAACAUUUUUAUUUUUAAAGAUAAUUGCACCAAAUUUUCAGGUGACAUUCCUAAUCUAAUAACCAACACAACGAACAAUAUAAAUUUUACAUUACAUCAAGACUUUUUAUUUUGGAUAAUUUUAUUCCAGGUAUGUUGAGAAAAUCAUGUGUCAAAAAAUUUGGAAAAAUUAUUAAUUGUAAAGGCAAAAACAAAAGAAAUUACAUGUUGAUUGUAUUUAAACUAAAUUUAUGAUUCAGUUAUAUUGUAAAUAAAUUCUUAUCUUUAUAAAAGGUAAGUAGAAGUCUUUUUUACUACAAAAUUAAAUGCAUGAAAUUAUAAAAACUAUUCAAAUCAACCACCACGACACUAAUAUAUGAGCAUACAGGUAUGUGAUUAAAUUUUAAAAGGGAAUGGGGCUGUUCUGCCUAUUAUUUUCUAUGUAGACUCCUUUAAUGUAAAGUUUACAGACUUCUUGGUCUUGUUGAUGAAUCACAAAAUUUCUCCUUCAUAAACUUUGUCUUGAGACUUCUUCUUCUUAUAUUUGAGGGGCCCACGAUCAAUUUGUUGAUCAUUAUGGCUCCUGGCUUUAAUUCAGAGUUUUCCUUCUCUUAGAUGGGUUGCCGUCCAAGGCUAACGAGUCCCAUCCACCCGGGGUGCUGGGGAUGUUGGCUUUAAUGGGGAUUGAACUCCGGACCACUGGCGCCACUGCUAUUUGGUUUGAGACAGUUUAGACCGCUCGGCCACCCAGCACCCAUCUUAGCCAUCCUCGUCCAUAUAUGCCUUACUGUUGAUGGAAGUGGAAUAAAUUCCACAAAAAUCUUCUCUUCAACUUCAAUCGAAAAUUAAAAAUUUUCCCUUGUACCUGAAAGACGACUAAAAAUAACAUCUAAUCAUAAUCCUCAAUAUUCACAAUUUCUUGUUUCUUUUUGAUAAUAUUCAUUUUAUGUGGUGAUUAAAACUCAUUUCUUUUUUUUAAAUUUUAAUAUUAAAUUUAUUGUAAUUUGAUAUAUUAAAUAAUUGUUUAUGUAAACUGCUUUUCUAUGUCCUAAUUCUAAUUAAAAAAAAUUAUUUCUAUGAUGAUGAUGUAGUAUCAGAAUGCUAUAUUAACUUAACAAUAAUUUAAAAUUCAUAAUUAAAUUUAAAAAUUACUAACUUUAAUUAAAUUAGGCUUGCAACUGCAAAUGUGUUUUAAAUAUUAGUAUUUAUUAGCCUAAAUUUAGAUACUAGGCCUAAAUAGACUUAAUAGGAUUACCGAUAAAAUAGCAGUUAUUGUAUGCCUAAUUUUUGCAAUAUUCUCCCAUAUGAAUAGUAAUUUAUAAGAGAAUAACAAUUAUUUUAUUAUUACUAUUAUUUAACAAUUAAUUAUUCAUUUAAUAAUGAAGAACGGUGGUAGAACUAGAACGGAUAAAUUUGGUACCCGGUGAACAAAACUAUUUAAAUUUAACUGUAAUUAUGUAAUUUAUAAACUAAAAAGCAAUCCAUAGACCCAAAACUUUUCAAGUUUGGUUAAAAUCUUUCCUCAUUUAUAUUUUAAAAAAAGUAUUCAUUUAAAACGUAUUAGAAUUAUUCAGAUGAUUAGGGAUUAAACAAAAAAGGAUCACUGCAUAAUUGACAGUAAUAAUAGCAAUAUCCGGUAACUCGAUCGCAUAAAAUUAACUUUCGAUUCAGCGACAUUUUCAUACCCCCACCUACACUUUAGGGGGAGGCAUAACUUUUCAAGGAGAACGCCGAUUUUAAUCAUUUAAAUAUGUUAAUACUCACGAAUGAAUGUAGUUUCUAAAGCGCUAAACAUCUUUCUAAAUCCAUAAAUAACAAAAAAGUAUUAUGUGAUAAACUUACCGAAUGGUUACGAUGUUCCUGUCCGUGACACAAAAAAAAACAAAAAAACUCGUAUUAUAAAUCAAUAUAUCACCGGAACGCAAAAACUGAUACGUCACUGAUGAGGAAAGCAUUAUUUAAUAAACAAAGGUGACGUAGUAUGCAAUUUUCCAAAGAUACCGUGUGGCCGUACGCCAUAUUGUAGAACAUGUUUUUUCGACAUUUUAGGACAUGCGCAGAACGGUGCGUGAACAAGUAUUGUUAUCCCUACUGUAAUGAUAAACUUAAAAUGGGCAUUAAGUUAAUAUGUCAUCUUUGAUAUACCAUAAUACAAAAUUCAUGAAUGCAGAGCACGUCUGAGAUUGCCAGAAAUGAUGUCAUUUAAGAGGACCAUUUUAGGCUAUGCAUAUUGUCAUCAUGGCGUUUAUGUUUGUUGGCACAUUACCCAUUAUUAAUAGCGGAUAUGGGGUUGUUAAUAUAUUCAUUUAUUUUAGUUAUCCAGAAUAUAAAUGAGAAGGAUUUUUUUUAAAAAAUGUUUCGAUACAAUUUAAAAAAAAACAAAAAAAAACAUAAAUAAUUGAUCUUGGCUUAUCAGAGGUUUUAAUUUUGGGAUUCAUUGUCUGGAUUGAUAACCACUUCUGCUUCAUUUAAACAGGCCUACGUUCUGUUAUAAAGAAAAUGUGAGUCCUGAUUAAUCAUAUUAAGACGAUAUAAUUGUUUUAAUAAUGUACAUUUUAAAAAAGAACAAAUGAUCUUAGAUUAAGAAAUGAAUAAAUAUAAAUCCAAGUCAAUGCAGCUAAAUAUUUCACAAGUUAAUAACCAAUAGAAUUACUAAUAAUUCUUAACAGAUUCAUUUCCAAAUGUGUCGUCUAAAGAAAAUUAAAUUUCUUAGUUUACUGAAAUACUAAAACAAAUUGAAGGAAAUAAGCGAAACAAAAUACGGGAAAACUGAAAAAAAUGACCCAACAAUGCAAUCAAACUCCCUGCAAGACGCCAGGGAACCAACAUCAAUAUAAACAUAAUAUACAAUUAAAAAUAAACAUUUGAUUGCAAUGUUUAUGUAGUAUCUGAAGGGACAGCAAGAGGAAUGUGAUAGAACAUUAGUAGGUAAGAGAAUUAAUAAAGGCAAAAGGGGACAGAAGAGAGGAAACGUAUGUCCACUGUGAUUGGUCAUAACAAAGAGGGGCAGAGAAAAGGUUAUAAGUUAUAACCAAGUUAUUUCAAUAAUUUUAGUUUGCACAUUUAUUUUCUCUUUCAGAUGACUAAGCUCUUGUAUUAUAGUUGCCAAGGUUAUUGAAUAAACUAAGAAUCUACCAUGGCAGAUCAACAGCAACAGCAGCAACAACAACAAAGUUUGCAACCACAAAUACAGCAGCAAACCCAGGCUCCGCCUCAGGCACACCCAUCACAACAACAGCAAUCCCAGAGCCAAUCACAGCAACAGUUAACUCAACCUCAGCAGCAACAACUUCAACAACAAAUUCAGCAGCAGCAGCAGCAACCACGAGUGUCCAAUGUUGGAACUGUAUCCAUCCAAGGAAUGGUUGCUCCACAGGCUCCCACCCCUCAGCCCACACUGACAGCAUCCACAAAUGCAAUGCGAGCUCCCAGCACACCUAUGCCCCAGCUUCAGGUCAUUGGGGGUCAAUCUUACAUACCUCAGUUUCAACAGUACCAACCAUAUGUAUUGCAGAAUGCCAAUGCCUUAGGUAGGAUUCUUCUUAACAAUUUUAUUAUCCAUUUGAUUGAUACUGGUACUGAACAUGUAUUGGGCUUGAUGUGGUAGGGCUGGAGUGGGGUGGGUGGGUAUUGAAUACAAGCAUUAGAAACUAAAAAUUUAGGUGGAAGUUUAAAUUUAAGAUACUUAUAUUUUAAAUGAUUAUAUGGAGUGUGACAAAUGCUUCUAAACAUAUAGAAUUGAUCGAAUUAGAAGUUAAGCUAAAGCUGUUCAAAUCAUUUCACAAUUUCUUAUAAAAGAUACUCUCUUUUAAUCUUUUAUACAAUUUCUUUCAACUUUUUCAGUAAAUGUUUGUUGUUUAUUUUCACUAGUUUUCUAAUUUCCCCUUCUUUUUGUUGCCAAUGGACAAAGUCUAAAAAAAAUAUAAGGUUUUGUUUGAUCUUGUGAUUUUUUAAAAAGCUAAUAAUCUCUUGUAAUGAAGCGAAGGGCUUAGUUUUUAUAAAUGUGUUGCAAGGCAAGUUUAGGAUCACAAUUUUUUUUAGAAGAUUUUUUAUGCUGGCUGAGCCCAAAUCUCAAAACAUUUGUUCACUUAGUGAAUGUCUUUAUUUAUUCCCACCAGCAAUGCAGAUAUCUCAGUUAAAUUUUGCUAUGCAGCAACAGCAGCAGCAACAACAGCAGCAGCAGCAACAGCAGCAGCAACAACAACAACAAAGAGCUGCAACCAGUGCUAAUCCUGGAAGCCCUGGAGGAAUUCUGUCUCCUACUGCUGCAUCCCAAAUGGUGAGAGUUUUAGACUAUAUUUUAAUGUAUAUUCCUAUUAUGCUUCUCUUAGUUGGAGCACCUCAGGUAUGGAAACAUUGAAAAAAAAAAGCAAUUGUCACAAAUAAAUUUUAGGAAUUUUGUUAUUAUAGAAUACUUAUGAAUGUCUGAUGCACGUAGAAUUUAAACAAUACCUAUAAAAUAAGAAGGGUUUUCUCUAUGUGAAAUUCACAGAUAGGAAUAAUUUUAAGACAUUUAUGCUAUAAUCAUACUUUUUCUCUCUAAAUUUUGAGGAUUGUUCAUUGUGGUAAUUGAUUAAGGAUAGAAACUCAAAUAUCCUUUCAGUGUUCACUUUUUAAGCUGUUAACAUGAAACCUGUAUCCAGGCAGUACCAUUGAGGAAAAAUUACAAAAAAAAGCUAACACAAAUUUUGGCUAAUUUUUCCCCCAUUUUAAAUUAGAUUUUCUCUUUUCUAUGACUUUAACUGUCAAAAUUCAAAAUUCAGUUAGAUAAAUAACAACUUUUUUCUCUCAUAAGUUUUCACAUAGUAUCUAUGACAGCAUCAAAAACAAUUGCUGUGUUAUCGUGACUUAAUAACAGAUAACUAGUGCAUCAGAUCUGUCCGACAUUUUCCACUAUUUCCCCACACAUUACACAUUUUUCCUAUGUUCAGAUUAACUUUGAUUCUGCGCUAAGACGUGCGCACGCAGAAUCUCAAGGAAUGUUACCUGUAAGUAGAAACUAGUCAAGAGCUUUGCCUGAACUGGUGUUUAUGCUUCAUCAAAUAUCUAAUCAACUCAACAGCAUUGCUUUGUUAACAAGUAGACUUUUUUAUCACUUGAUCCAAAGCUCAAGAUAAUGAUAUCGAUGCUUUUUGUAUAUUAUUAUAUUGUGGCUGACUAAUAUUCUAUGGACUUGUAUUUCAGUACAACACUACUAAAUUGUGAUGGUUUCUGUCAACUUAAACCACAAAAAAACAAAACAAGUUUUUAAUUUUGUUUGCCUUUUAUGUAACAUACCUGUUCAGUAACCAACUAAAUGUUUUUAUUAAUAAAAAUACUUACGACCAAAAAGCCAUUUAAACACCUUUUUUUUUAAAUGUUUGGUAAAAUCUACUACAUAAAGCUCAGUGUGACUAUGUUUGUAUUUUAUUUUAAUUUUCUACCGUACUUUGCAAUGGGUUGCAUACAAAUUUGACCUGGGCAUACCUCCUGACCUACAUGUGGUUCCUGGAAAGUUGCGUCAAAAUCCCUUUACACGAAAAGCUGUAAUUAAAAAUUUUUUUAAAAUGUAUAGAGUAAAGAAUAAAAAUUAUUCUUAAACAACUUGAGAAAGCGCUCUAUAAAAAUCUGAUUCGUUCAAGAUAAUCUAUUUGUGGUGUUGGCUCAAUUCAGAGUUUUCCUUCAUAUAGAUGAGUUGCCAUCAAAGGAUAAUGAGUUCCAUCCAACCGGGGAGCUGGUGAUGUUUUUGCUUUUCUAGUCUUUGGUAGGGAGUGAACUCCAUACCACAAGCUUUUGGGAUUGGCUCUGUUUAGACAGCUCGGCUCCCACAGACCCUAGGGUUUGAACAUUAGAGUAGAAUUAUCACAUAGUUGUGGGAUGUGCGUAAAGGGUGCUUUGUUGUACCGAGGGGGAUUAUUUUAGUAAUUUUUAUUACCAAUUUUACUUAGUAGGUAUGUGUGGGGAAGAGAGAUUCACAAGUUGUGAUUUAUCCUUCAAUCAGCAUUAAGUCAAACUACACCGCAGAAUGGUUGGGACAUUUUAUGAGUAUAACAAUGUCUAAUAGGCAAAAAUUUUUUACAUUCAGAACCAUUUCAGUCUAUACAUAUUUGAUUUUCCUUUUCAAAGACUUUGCAUCAUAAUUUUUUUGUUUACAUACAUGACCCUCCCUUUUGUUGGUUCACUGUCUGUCUUGUGCUGACCUGAAAGGUUUUCUGAAUCGAUGACUCAGAGUUACAGCUCUGGUGUGCUGGUUUAAGGGAGGUGGGUUUGACACAGAGUUACAGCUCUGGUGUGCUGGUUUGAGGGAGGUGGGUUUGGGAUGGUGACUGACAGGGACACAAGAACAAAUCCACAAACCUACCCCUUGCUUACAAUAACCAUUGGUUCUAACUGUAGGCAUUUGAGAUUGGAUGGGUGUGUUGGGGAAGGGCAAAUCAAAAUGGAUCAACGGACGGCAAGCAGCCAUUAAAUUCACUAAAAAGUAGGAAAUAAUUUCUUUGAAUUGUCUUUUUCCAAAUUUAAAUUCUUUUGCUACAUAGUGCUCUGAUUUUAGAUAGCAAAGGCCAUAAGGAAGACCAUUACGAUGAAGCUAGUAUAUUAUAUUCUUAUAAUAUUUAAUGUUGUUAUCAUGUACUCAGCUACACACAUUUAACCAAUGCUAAAAGUAUACAUUUCUUUGAGGGAAUUUAUUCUUUAUAAACUAGUCUGUUGUAUGACUUGAUUUUUCAUAAACUAGUCUGUUCUAUAGAACAGAGCUCCGCAACUGGUAUGCUUCUGCUGACUGGUGUGCCGCAACACUAAGUCAGGUGUGCUGCGAUCAACUUCCUCCAGGAGGAUGAAAAACGUGACGAGGACACAAAUUUGUUAAAACAAAGGGAUAAUGAUUGUCUAAAUAACAAGCUGUCAAAGGUGUAAAGUCAAGUAGCACAGCACAUCUGUAUGUUUUAAUUUUGCGGUUCACAGGAUAAGUCACCUUCUCAAUCAUUCUGUCAGUGUGUCUGUAGUCGGAAGCCACCUUAGACUAGGUGAUGUGUACUGGCUGUUUACAUUUUUUUGUACACAACCUAUCGCCAGCAAAUGAAAACAAACCCGACAAAACAAAGCCCCAUCCAGUCUGUGGAAAAGUGUUUCAUCUCAUUUAUUGAUGCAGUCAGGCCCGCGCAAAAAAUAUUGUCUUUGUUUUAUUAUCAUUUUUGUGUGGCUAGUUUGGUUUUUGGCAUUGAAAUUUAUAUGGUAGCUUUACACGUGAAUGUCUCAAGUACCUAAGUUAGUUAUCGCUGCCUUUGUUUGUAUCAAAAGACUAAUUCAACAGUGUGUUUGAAUGGGCUGGUCUCUUUGUAUUCAAUCAUUCGGUAUACAUGGAACAUACAGAGUUUUUUAAAAUCAAUUAUAAAAUGACCCCUUUCAACACGGUUACACGCAACUUGUGUGAUAAGUCAAAUAUUGUGAAAGUACAGUGCAAAGUUUGCUAUAUCCAGUAGAGAUUUUGGAAGAUUAGUGAAGAUCUGGCUUCCAAACCUGAGUGUAUAAUUUGAAAAUGAACAAGUUACCAACGAAGCUAUUGUUCCUAGCAAACUUAUUCAAGUGAAAAUCUUAAUCUAAGGCAAACAAUAGGUUAAUCUCUGAACUUUUCUGAUAAGUGUUAGGAGAUAGUCAUAAAGUUUAUAGAUAAAUAUCAUGUCAGAAAAAAACCCACACAUGCUAUUGGUUUUAAUUUUAAAAAUCAAUAGACGGUCAUGCUUAAAAGAAAUUUAUGGUGAACUUGGAGUUGGUUGGUAAUGAGCCAAAGAUGAAACAAUUAUUUUCAGCAAACCAGGCUCAAACGUCUCAUUGUUAUUGUUAAAAUAAAGCUUUUUGAUAUUGGUAUGCAGUUUUUUUUUAAUUUUAUAGUUACCCUUUAUGUUCUAUUGAUAUUGGGGCUUAAAUAGCAAAGGCUAUUUUUUUAUUUGGUACAAAAAAUCUACUUGCUCAUGUUAAUUCCACAUCUAGAAAAAAUUAAAGAAAAACAACCCUAAACUGCAGGUACAAAUAUAAACAUUGCAUCGGUUGUUUUUUCCCCUUGUUUUAAUUUCGGUGAGCAGAGAAAAAUCUGGAAGGGGCCCAGGUGUGCCGUGGGUGAAAAAAUGUUGCGGAGCACUGGUAUAGAAUAAAAAAAAAAGUCAUACAUCAGCUUUAGUUUCCACUCUGCUUGAGCUGAGUUUUUUAAUUCCUAAGAAUUCCACAUCUUAAUUUGUUAUUAUUCUAAACAAUUUUUUAAAAAAGUUCAUUAUUUGAGUUAUUAUUUUAAAAAAAAAGAAAUUAAUCCCUUAAUAAAUAAAAUAUAUAUUGAUUUUUUAAAUAUUUGAUCUGUUGCUAAAUUAAUAAUUUAAUUAAUUAAAAAAAAAUAGAACUAUUGGACUGGUCAGUGUCAUUUUUUGAAAUGAUCACAUCUUUUUUUCUAGAGAAUCCGCUUUACUCUCUGUGAUUUAAAAAAAAAAAACCAACAACUUUAAUUCAUAUUUUAUUUUUUCCCAAUCCUCACAAUUUAAAAUAACUUUGUUUAAUGAGAAAUUAAAAAUCAAAUAAAUUCCAAGCCUGUACUAAUAAUUAUUGUUUACACCGUGGUCUGCAGCUGACCUUGGAUUGCAUCAAGGCACAUGUUUAAUAAGUGGUCACUAACUCGACGUCAACCUGGGUAUAUUCUCCUAGUAAAGGGAGACCUUUAGAGACAAGAUGAGCAUAUCCAAGUGUGAUUAGCUCUCUUGAUAAUUAACUUAGUACAAGAUGGCUCAUUCACUAGCUAGCAGAAUUAGUAGUCAAAUUAAAGUACUUUUGAAUGUCAUUUUAUUCCAGGUACUUAGAUAUAGCUAGUGUUAGAUUUUUAUUCAUUUCUUUGUAUGUAGAUUUUCUGUCUCUAUUCAUGUUUCAUUCCAUAUAAUAAAGCACCUUUACAUCAAGCACCGAUUGUCUUCAUUUUAGCCAGUAGCGUCUAAAAUUUACCUUGGUUAACACCCUUUUAAUUACCCUCUAUAUGAUGAAUUUGUUCAACUUCCUUGAACACCCCAAGGGUACUAAUUAUUUCCAAUUUGCUAUUUUUUAUACAGGUUUUUAAUUAGAAUAUAUUUACCCCAAUUCCAAUUACCAUUUUUUUCUUCUUAAUCAUGAUGAAAACAUAAGUUAUCAUAUUAUAUUUCAGCCUCCUCACAUGUCCUUGGGCAAUGGAAACAAUCUCAUCUCAAACACAAUGCAAGGGAUGCUAACCCAAGGGACAGUAGGGAACGGAAAUGCAAAAGGGCAAGGAAACGGUAACAAGGGUCAGAAUGUCCAAGGCCAAGGUCAGAAUACGGCAACCAUAGCAUCUAUGGUGGCGAAGACACAGACCGUGUUACCAGCUCAGCAGACGGCUACUGCUCCCAUGGUUCUAGGCCAGAUAGGAGUAUUCUCAAGCCAAGCAAAUGCGAAUUUGGCCAACAAUUUUGUCCCUCAGGUAAACUUGUUUAAAAAGAAUAAAAUUGGAGUUUGCUGAUGAUCGUUAAUUUUUUUAAAAAUCUGAAAACUAGAAAUACUCUUUAUUUUAUGUUAACUAGAUUGUAAUCAAUGUUAGUAGAAAUACUUUUUGCAAAGUUAGUCAUUAAAAAGUCAAAAUUAUAUAAAAUAGUAUUAUUAUCAUGAGUUUUGUCUUAAAAACUUAUGAAUAUUCUUAUAUUUGAAACUGAGUAAACUUAAUGCUAAGGAAUUAGGAACAUCUUGUCUAUGGUAUUUACAGUUGGUUGGCAUCUACCUACACAAAGCAGCAAUCAAUGGUUGAAGAACGCUCAUGCAUCUGUUUAAUACAAGGUGCUUUCUAUUUAUGUCUAGCAAUGUACUGUGAGCACCCACCAAGGUGGAAUUCGGCUGAACCAAACCCAGAUGGUAAAUAGUGCCGGCCAGAUCAUCACAUCUCAGCCCAUGCAGAACAUCUUGACCAGUCAGGCGAUCAUGCAGGCCAUGGCCAACCUGCAGAUGCAGCAGGGAAUUCCCAUAGCUGCGGCCACGGGCCAUCAACAGAUCAUCAACCAGGGACAGUCCCAAAUGCCAGUGAGUAGAUGCAUUUAUCAAUACAAUAAAUAGACUAAUGUUUAGAUGCAUGUAUCAACAUACUUUGACAAACACUGAUGAAAAGAUGCAUGCAUCAACAUUGCAUACAAUAAAUAGAAUAUUGAUUAGAUGCAUGUAUCAACAUACAUUAAAUAGCAAUGAUGAAUAGUUGUAAGAAUUUGUUGUUUAAAUCACAGAUAAUAGAAGACUAAAAGUUACCACAAGAUUCUACUUAAGCUUCUUGAUAAAAUCACCAGUUUCAAUAUAUUAUGUAUAUGCACUGACAUAUUUUAAAUAAAUAGAAUGAGAAUCCUUGGUUAAAGCCAUCAGCAAAAGCAUGCGUCUAACAAGUGGUUGGGUUUAUUUGACAGGCUAUUUUUGCAGCAGGACAGAAUUUUCUCAUACGUGCCCCUGGUCCCAUCCAACAACAGCCUAUAACUAUGGCCAGCAUGCAGGCGUUUGCUGGAAUGAAACCACAACAGCAACAACAGCAGCAGGUACAACAGCAGCAAUCGGGGAAGGUAACAUAUUUUACUUGGUUAUUCCUAGUCUUUUUAUAUGCAGCAGGCUGGUGGGUGCAAAUACUGACACUAUAAAAUGGAAAUAUUGACAGUUUGAUAUCGGUAUAGAAAAUGCUUGACAAAUGAAAAUCUUAUUUCUGUGUAAGAUACACAAGCUAUUAAAAUUAUUUAACUCAUUCCCUCCGGCAGCGCUGCUUCCGGACUUAAUUUAUUUUCCUGAGAAAAGGGAAGCAACUCAGUUUUGAAAUUGAUUUAUAUUUUUAAAAUAUUUUUUUAAGUUGCUAAAUAUUCUUUAAUGUUAAUGAAUUAAGAACAAAUGCAACAAAAAAUGAAUAAGGUUUAAUAUAAAUAUAACAUUAGCGGGGAAAAAAUAACGUACAAUGGCCAAAAAAAUCGAUUUUGGGCACCUCGGACGAACACAUGCUACAUAUAGACGCGCCGUACUAAAGCACACAUAGUUUUAAAGUGAAACAAGAUAAAAACUUCCGGUUUCUAAAUUAAAAUCACGCAGAAAUCACGCCAUAGCCGGAAGUCUCGAGGGACGCGAGAUUUCAUUGCUAUUUUUAACUAAAAAUAAGAGAGGUGUGUCGCUAUGCGCCGGGACGCAUCAGGAGAAACCCCCCAAGGACGCAUUUAGUCGCAACCGUCGGGAAUGAGUUAAGGAAUGGAUACAUAUAAGAGGAUAGCUUGAUACAUAUUAGAGGAUUAAUGGAUACACAUUAGGAAUAAAAGGACACCGUAAAGGGGGAGAACAAAAAAAAAGAUGUUUUUUCUUCGGCAAACUGAUUAAAGAUUGAAAUAAUCCCAUUUUAAACUUAUUUUUUUUCAAAAAAAUUUUGUGUGUUCUUUAGUUAAUUCCAUUUGAUUUCUCCAGCAAACACCCUCAGGGAAAGUUAUGCUGCCAUCAGUACCUCGCACUCCAGUGACGGCCAAAAUUCAGCCCAACGUAUCCCAGCCAGCCAAGCUGAGUGUCCCAGCAACACCAAGAACAUCAAAGUCUCGUCCCAAAUCCCAGUCAAAGCCGGCCACCUCCACCAUUGUGUCUCCUUCUACCACAACCAUGAAGUCCCCGAUGGCCGCCACUGGCGUCACAACCAUGUCGUCAUCCACGGUGACCACCGUGACCACGGCGGCCGCAGUCUCUGUACCACACCAGGUGGUGGUGUCGACGGCAGUUAUUGCCACAUCAUCUGCGCCCGCCGUCGCCGCUCAAGUUGAAGUCAUUGAAGCUCACCCGCAUCCUCCACUAUCAUCUCCAGUCUCCCAAAGUUUGGUUCAGAUUCCUUCUGUCAAAGCUGGUCCUGAACCAGAGGUGAGGUUUGUUCAGUUAAACAAUCAUAGAAGGCUUUUAGAGCUUCAGGUGAGCCCGAGAAGGCUGAGAGCUAUGGAACAGACCUGUUUACUCUUGCGAUUUUGGCGUACAGUGUACAAUUUUAGGUAUACAUUAUAUUUAAUGUAUGUUUAUUUUUCUUACUAUUAAGAUAAUGUAUUGAAUGAUUUUGUGUUGAUAUUGUAUGGUUUUAAGAGUUUGAGGGUAAACAGGUCUGAUGGAAUGAAACAGAUGUAAGCUGUAUGAAUUUUUUUGGCUAUGUGAAUCAUUCAUUUAUACCGCCAGUAACAGCAGGCAACACUGUCCUAACUUGUCUGUAUGGGUGACUGGGAUGCACAGUCAGUAAGACAUAAGUAUGCUGAAGGUCUGGCGUUUUCUAACUUCAUCAGCACCAAAAGUCCACACCAGCUUUUCUCACAUGUGGGAUAAAUGGACUAACUGGUUCUAACCAAAGCAAACAUUUACAAAUCAAAAGUGCUGUAAUAUGUACAGGAAAAAAUCUACAACUUUGAGAAAAGCAAAAACAAGAAAAUAAUAAUUGUUAAAAUUAUUUUCGAGUAAACUUUCCCAGCUGAUGAAAUAUUCAGUUACAUUCAAUUCUGUGAAUUAGAAAAAAAAAACAAAGAAAAAUGUGCAUAAAAUUUUCAGUACCUUGUCUUAGACUUAAUUUGUUUUUUUCCAUCUUUGUUUUAGUCUGAGUCUGGAAAAGUACAGACCACAUGCACAACAGUUGAGUCUUCUCUCAAAGAAAAGAUCAAAGCCACCGUGGCAUCCUCCUCUUCCACUGUCACAACCAGCAUUUCCACUUUGACUGUCACCAAAAACAUUGCUAGCACCAGCUCUGGGGUUAUGUCACCCAGAAUGACAUCCCCUGUGAAGUCUCCUCCAGAGGUGAAAAUAAUGACAAUAGACAACAUCGUGUUGGAAGAAAAACCAAUUUUACCUGAACUGAUGAAAACACAAGGAGCUGUCAUUGACCCUGCGGCUUUAGAGGCUGCAGGCUUGACGACACUCAUCAAAGAGACCAAACCAGUGACGAUGGUGGAGCCGUCCCUCCAUCUUCCUGUCAUUGAAAAGCAGCGAGCCAUAGUGAAACCACAUAUUAUAACACAUUUCAUCGAGGGAUUUAUCAUUCAGGAAGGUCGAGAACCUUUUCCAGUAAGUACACACUACAAGAGUUAACGGUUAAUUUUUAAAAACCAUCUUCAUGUCUCCAUCUGAGAACCUCUGACUUGAGGAGAUGAGUGAGAGACUCUUUUGGUUGAACCUUUCAUAUCUUCGUAUGAGAACCUCUGACUUCAGGUGAGUGAGAGACACUCAUCACCCAAAAAGUGAUGUUUGAAGUCUUGUGUUUGUUAUGUUCUGUUUGAGGUCUUUCUCCCGAACUACAAUGUUUAUUCUUCUUUCUAUUACUAAAACAUAAUAUUAUAUUCCAGUGAAUACUAUGUCUAUGGAAAUAUUUUUUUUUCCAGCUGGGUCGCUCACAAUUGUAUUCCCUUUUUCUUUACUGUUGAUGAAAAAGCUCAUGAUCUUAACAGGUUCAGCAGUCUUCCCUACUCCAAGAAUUUAUACCACCUAAAGCCAGUCUUCAAAUUGUCAAAGAAUCUGAGGAAGAAGUGACAAGCUAUGAUGACGAACCCCCAACUUUACUUAGUCAAGUUGACGGUAAGAGUUCUUCAUUAUGGUUUGAUGCACUUUGGGCAUUGAUGGAAAGCCAUUUUAAAAAACCUAUCUUGUCACUAGUCUUGCAAAACUACUUUUUGAAGAAAAAGGCUGGAAAAUAUUUUGCAAAGAUUUCACCAUGAUACUGUACAUUGAUAAACUCACAUACGGUAAAUAUUUAAUUAUAAACUAGGUUUACUGUCAUGGACAAACAUAAGGUAAAUAUAUUAAAAUAUCUGAUUCUUGAGUCAUCUACAUCCUCAGUAUCUACGUCGGCAGUAAUCUCUCUACUAAUUCAAUAUUAAUUAACAAUUCUCUAACCAUGUUUGUACCCCAGCCCACCUGUCCACUCACCUGUCCAGCCAUCUACCUCAACACGCGGAUGAUCAGCAACAGCAGAAAUCCCCAGUUAAGCUACUUAAAUGUGAGUUGUGCCAGAAGGUUGGACCAGCUUCCACAUUCAAUAAUUCAGGAAGGUUUUGUUCUCUCUCUUGCUCAAGACGGCACAAUGUGAGCCAUACUAGGCGUGUUGGCUUAUACAAGUCCAGAGGUGGGUUCACCAUUCAUCUUCUCUAUUCUAUGUCCGUGGUGUAUGUCUCUUUCAUUUUGUUCAUUGUCAAACUUAACAAACUUCCUUACAUCUCGGAGAGCUAGAAUACUAGCUAGAGCUAGUCCUGGGUGACAUUUAAAUACUUAAGUAAUUGAUAGAUCCUCAAAUGGCAAGUCCUUCAGAAAUGUCAAAAUUUUUGUGUACAAUGAAAAUGGAGAAAUUUUACUUUCAUUAAAAUAUUUGCUUGAUGAUUAAAGGAAAUAAAAGGUUUGACCCCCCAAAAAACAUGAUGAAUAAAGCAAAAAAAAGGUUUGACCCCAAAAAAACCAUAUAUUUGAGCUUGCUUUCUUCAAUUAAGUCCAUUGUGUAUUAAUGGAGGCUGUUGGUUGUGUUCUUCCUUUCAUUACUUAAAACUAAUUCUAAUUUUAUUGGUGUUUUAAAUUUUUAUUUAACAAAUCUGUGAUCAGGUACAACAAGAAAGAGGAAGCAUAUACUUGGCCGCAAGAACUGGCGAGUGGCCAAAGGUGGCAGACUCACCUAUGGCAUAGCAUCAAAUAAUAAUAAAAAUAGUCAUGACAACAAUGAAGACAGCAACACAGCAGUAAGUGAAUUAAUUCUGUGACUUGUUGAUGAUAUCCAUGAGUGGUUCUCAAAGUGGGUGGUAUCACAUUUCUUUGUUGUAGUUCGGGGCACUUACAUUUACAUUAGUUUUAGGGGGACGAUGGAAAAAGAUAUCAGUAGUAAGUAUUUUUAUUUGAAAGUCAUAAAUUUGAAUCUGCCACAGUUGUUCUCAUAGAAAAUUUUAAAUGGAUCCUACUCCAACUCACAGGAAUUUUUAAAAAUGGAAAGUCACAUUUUUUAAAACAUGGUUUCUCUUUGACCACUCUCAGCCUGUUGGUGAUGAGAUGAGCAGCUCUAACAGUGCACAAGAUACCAGCUCAUCAGCUGCGUCACCGUCCAGAUCGCAGGACUUUGAGAUGGAUGUUGAUGCCAACCUUCCAAGAACCGACCCGGGCAAAUGGACAGUGAGUACAUUAAAGUCUUGAUUUUACCAGAUAAACUUAUUUAUUGUCUGGUUAUAAAAUUUUCAAGGGUAUUUAUCAAUGAAAUGUUUUUUAUAAAAAUAUAUGACUGAGCCCUUUUAUGGAAAGAAAAAUGUAAAAUAAAAAAAAUUCAUAUAUUUAUAAUGCCCGUCUUUGCCCACAUAUGAUUUCAGUUAUCCCAUGUUAAAUGUGAACAAGUAAUAAGUAAUCCCAUGUUGACUCCUGCUGAUAUUCCCAUGAACAGGUGACUGAGGUGUAUGACUUCAUCCAAUCCAUGCCUGGAUGCCGUGAGUAUGCUGAAGAGUUUCGCUCUCAGGAAAUUGACGGUCAGGCUCUGCUCCUGCUAAAAGAAGACCACUUGAUGACGGCCAUGAACAUCAAACUGGGACCUGCCCUGAAAAUAUGCUCUAAGAUCAACUCUCUCAAAUCUGAGGCAGUGCCCACAUAGAGGGGCCUAGAAUUGGCGUCCUGCUACUCGUCCUUGGCUCUCUUCCGGCAAUAUGGAGAACAAAAAUAAUGGCCGUUGAGAUAUUGUCUUUUAAAAGUUUUGUGCUGCGUUACAGAUCAAUUCUAAAGUUUAUGGAGGAAUGUUAAAAAAAUGCAUUGACUUUUAUAAAUUUAUAAGGAUCUAAAAAAAAAGCAUAAACAUACAACGUAUCCAAUCCAACUAACCAAUGUUGUUGGUAUUUUAAGUUGUUUUAAAAACCAAUAAACACCUGAUAGUCAUACACAGAAUGAAACCAAAGCCUUUGCAAAAUACUCUGACACUGAGAAGGCAAGGAAUCUAUCAUGGGUAUGGAAAUGCACUACUAUUGAAAUUGUGCUAAAUGAAUCUCAGCAACAAAUAGUUGAUCUCUGUGUCCUGAGACUUGCAUGCCAAAUUUUAGAGCAAAGGAGCCCCUUCCUUUAGCUACACCUCUGCCAAGAACCAGAGAUUCAUAAUGUCCAUAGGAGUAUAUAUGGUAAAUUGUUCAUUUAACCUAUACAUCCUUAGAGGUUUUACUUUCCUUUGGCUCUGACUGUCAAGAUAUCUCUGAGCAUUGAUUUGGCAUCCCUGACCAGGUUUUAUAGCCACAUAUUUGUCUACCAAAUUUUAAGGCCAGUUUUAAGUUCAGCUCAUCUCUUCUGAAUUGAUAAAGUUUUCUUGUUUUUUUAUGUUAUCACUUCCUCUCUCGAUCUCUCUUUAUCUCUUCUCCCCCCCCUUUCCGCCAAUGUAUUUGUUGUAUAUUUCAGGCACAAGGCUUGAUUUGUACUUGUAUAAUAAAGUUCUUGUAUAAGAAGUUAGUACAGUUUUCCUUACUGAGCAAGUCCAUUGAAGGAUCAGUGAGCUUGUAUGUUCAACUAUGUGGUUCUAUGUUGUAUUACUGGUGUUGAUCUGCUGAAUGUUGUGAGUUGAUGGUUGUUUUAUUACUUUACGUAUUGAUCUCUGUGCCAGGUUGGACCUGGCUUGACAAAUAAUGGUCCAUGUCAUGCUGAGCAAGGUGCUCCAAUGUCAAUUUAAUAUUUGCAGCAAUAUCAGUUAAGAUGCUGGUUGUGUUCCUGGACAAAAGAAAUAUGAUAUUCUCAUUUAGCCGCUUAUGGAAAAGUGACCCCCAUUCAUUGUGCACUAUUAUCUAACUGUAACUUAAUUAAAGAUGGACUUUCAUAAAUACUAAACGGCGGUUGGCUCCUAUUAUCUUUGGUAAUUAUACUCUAUUAAAAAAUGUCAAAUUUAAACGAAUUGCUUUUUUAUUGGCUAUUUUUUUUUUCACCUUGAUAAUUAUAAUUUACAGAAUGUUUUUUUGUUUUGUUUUUUUUUUACACUGGCUUAAAGUUUGACAACAAUGAAUGUGUGAAAUAUUUGUGGUAAUUAGUUUUCAAUGACC
This is a messenger RNA of Lymnaea stagnalis (great pond snail), 18523 nucleotides long. The record is from the annotation of a GenBank genome assembly. Lineage: Eukaryota; Metazoa; Mollusca; Gastropoda; Lymnaeidae.